Labeo rohita (rohu) is the source of this 1968-nucleotide messenger RNA. RefSeq names its product glycogenin 1b (gene gyg1b). Gene Ontology annotation, cellular component: cytoplasm. The transcript has 7 exons. Lineage: Eukaryota; Metazoa; Chordata; Actinopteri; Cypriniformes; Cyprinidae. The coding region runs from base 104 to 1069 and encodes 321 amino acids. Gene Ontology annotation, molecular function: glycosyltransferase activity. The record is from RefSeq and is a predicted model, not a curated record.
UAUAUAUGGAGAAGGUCUGUGCUGGUAUAAAUGAACUCAAGACGUAAAACAGAGUCUCUUUUAUUGAAGUGACACUGCUGUUCUGAGGGAGUCAAUAACGAGCAUGGCAGAACAGGCAUUUGUCACUUUGGCCACAAACGAUAGCUAUGCAAGAGGAGCUAUGGUGCUUGGGAAAUCCCUUAGGAACCACAAGACUUCAAAAAAGCUGGUGGUGCUCGUCGGACCCCAUGUGUCUGAUCAGUCAAGGGCGGUUCUUCAUAAGAUCUUCGAUGAAGUCAGGCUAGUGGAUGUGUUGGACAGUGGGGACACAGCACACUUGGCCAUGAUGAAGAGACCUGAUCUGGGUGUCACUUUCACCAAGCUGCACUGCUGGACUCUCACACACUACUCCAAAUGUGUGUUUAUGGAUGCAGACACACUGGUGGUAUCAAACAUCGAUGAGCUGUUUGACAGAGAGGAGUUGUCAGCAGCUCCAGACCCCGGCUGGCCUGAUUGUUUUAACUCUGGUGUGUUUGUGUUUCGCCCGUCCAACGAAACCUACGGCAAACUUCUGCAGUAUUGCACAGAACACGGCAGCUUUGACGGAGGGGACCAAGGAGUUCUGAACGGCUUCUUCAGCGACUGGGCAACAGCCGACAUCAACAAACACCUUCCUUUCAUCUAUAACAUGAGCAGCAUAGCCAUCUACACUUACCUUCCUGCGUUUAAACAAUAUGGUGCAAAUGCAAAGGUUGUGCACUUCCUGGGCCAGAUGAAGCCGUGGAGCUACACGUAUAACCUCACGCAGAGGACACUGAGAGGGGACGUGCAGGCCUCGUCUCAGCCCGGCUUCCUGCUGCAGUGGUGGGCUCUGUACAGCGCUGAGGUGCUGCCCAUGCUGGUCAGAGAGUAUGGAGACCAGCCCUUCAUCUCCGGCUGUGAGGAGGAUGCUGCGGCGAGCGAGGAGCACGUUCAGCCGCUCAUGUCGUCAGCGGAGCGCAAGCAGAGGUGGGAACAGGGCCAGGCCGACUACAUGGGAAUAGACUCUUUUGACAACAUUCAGAAAAAGCUUGACGUUUUCCUGAAAUAAAAAGUCAAACUGUCAAAAACACAUAGAAAUUUUAAGGGGAAUUCAACUAUGCAACACUCGCAGUCUGCUAACUCAUCACGCUCUUUGUCUUCAUUUAUUGCCAGAACUUUGCCUUUAAACCUCAUGCAAAAUGUGAAUUCUGAAUGCGCAUGCGAUUUCACGGAUCAGUUUUGGUCCGGCUUUGUCUUUCAUAAGUUUCCAUGUUUUAAAGAUGAACUUGUCUUUUUUUUUCUUUCUGGGGACUUAUACUGACACCUAGUGGUGUGGAUUUCUGAGCAUGCAAUAGAAAUAGUUUCAAUACCAAUCCCAAUGUACAAAUUCUCAAUUUUCAGUGAUUAAUAUAUACAUUUUACAUACAAAACCCAGCUACUACUGAGGUGACAUGUUCAAUGUACAUAAACCAGCUUUUAUCAAACUACUGUCGUAACUGCAGUGUUUCAUCUCACAUGUACAUGAUUUUAAACAUUUAAACAGUCAUUUUCAUUUCUUUCGGUAUGACGUUUUUUUUACUGAGGAAAAAAGGAACGUAGUGCACCUUUAACUAGAGCAAAUCAUGUUGCCAAUACCAGCACUUUUAAAUAAAACUACAUUCUUAAGCGGUUAUAGUUUUAAGCAAAAGCUUCUCUUUCUCUCCCAUAAUCACCUGUUGUUGAUUAUGUGCCUUAAUGUUCACUUUUUAAGGGCUUGAUGUUCUUGAAUGUCUGCUUGAUCUUAUGUUUUAUCUUAACAUGUUUACAUUAUGUUCUCUGGUUUACAGUUGUUGUUAUUGUCUUCUCAUUCACAAUCUAUUCUCACAAAUCUUCCUUUUUUAUAUCUUUGUCUGUUUUUCUUUUGUACCUGUUUCCUUUUAUUCAGUGUUACAGGGCCUUUGUCUGCUCCGGCUAAAAAUAAAGCUUUUA